AUGGCGAAUACCGCUCAAUGCUACUAUUGCUUUGAGUCUCUCUUGGCUUCAUUCGAGAACCGCGAGCCCACCACUCUGGAAGCCGUAGAGGCCCUAUGGGAACAGCACGAGCAAACUAAGAAGCUGUCGAGUCUUGAAGAGCAAAUUGAAGAGGAAGACACAAAUCGACAGCAAUCCGUAAGUGAACAGGACGAAGAUGACGAUAGCAACCAAUCGUCCCACUCGAGUAGUCAGCCCAAGCAGCUACAAAUCCCCAGCGUCACUCGUCUUCAGAGCCAAUUUCCCGCCUCUUCCAGUGAAGCCACACCUUCGUCGUCUGCAUCUACACCUUCGUCCAAUUCACUACAGUCAAGCUCAACCAACAUCACCACGCCAAGUACAGCUUCCGAGAACUCCCAGCCGAGAUCAUCUAAUCAGCGGUAUCCGCUGUUCGUGACAUGGAAUACCGUGUCGCGAAGCGGACACAAGUCUCUACGUGGCUGCAUAGGCACAUUUGAGGCGCAGGAACUUGCAGCGGGGUUGAAGUCCUACGCUUUGACCUCUGCCUUCGAUGACACCCGUUUUGAACCCAUUCCCAAAUCCCUUCUCCCCUCACUUUCAUGCUCUCUCACCCUCCUUGGGUCCUUCGAGCCAUGUACAAAUGCUAUGGACUGGUCUCUGGGCACCCACGGACUGCGCAUCUCUUUCAUUCACCGCGGUCGUCGCUAUGGCGCCACAUAUCUCCCUGAUGUCGCUGUCGAGCAGGGCUGGACCAAGGAAGAGACCGUGGAGAGCCUGAUGCGCAAGGCAGGCUGGGAUGGUGGUAGUAGUAGUACUGCACGGAGACUGCUACGCGGUGCAACUGGUGGGAACUCCAACGCCACUAAACCUUGGGACCAGGUUUCGGAUUUCCGUACUGUCAGAUACCAGGGCCUCAAGGCAAGCGCUAGUUAUGCAGAGUGGUGGGAAUGGCGAGAGUGGGUCCUGUCUCUAGAUGGCGGAGAGGAGAUCCUGGCAGGUGCGGAUUGA
Molecule: messenger RNA, 1008 nt
Organism: Penicillium vulpinum
Lineage: Eukaryota; Fungi; Ascomycota; Eurotiomycetes; Eurotiales; Aspergillaceae
Product: AMMECR1 domain-containing protein
Exons: 2
Coding region: 1-1008 (335 amino acids)
Source: RefSeq, a predicted model, not a curated record